This is a messenger RNA of Pseudovirgaria hyperparasitica, 993 nucleotides long. RefSeq lists its product as uncharacterized. Gene Ontology annotation, molecular function: protein heterodimerization activity. The coding region runs from base 1 to 993 and encodes 330 amino acids. The record is from RefSeq and is a predicted model, not a curated record. The transcript is spliced from 2 exons. NCBI's taxonomy places the organism in Eukaryota, Fungi, Ascomycota, Dothideomycetes, Acrospermales, Acrospermaceae. Gene Ontology annotation, cellular component: transcription factor TFIID complex. Gene Ontology annotation, biological process: transcription initiation at RNA polymerase II promoter.
AUGGCUGGAAUGAAGAGGCAGUUCCCAGAGGAGGAGGAGGCGGCGGCAGUAUCACAGGGAAACCAGAAGCGACGCAAGAUUGUUCAUCACACGCUGCAUUAUACUCAGCCAGGGCUCCCAGAACCACUACCUCUGGAAGAUAGUGCUUUCUUUGGGACCCAGCUAAUACGCUCAAUAUCUGUCGCACUGAAGGCAGUUGGAUUUGAUAGCACUACACCAGCUGCUCUUGAGGCUUUCCGAGCGGAAGCCGAGGAGUACAUGCUGCAUUUCUGCGGACAUAUACGGCAAUCGAUGCUAUCAGCGCGGCGCACACAAGCGCUUCCCUCCGAUUUUGUCGCAGCCCUCAGUCGCGAGAACCUCGAACCUCACGACCUCCUACCUCAACUCCGACAUAAUAUACCUCCUUCAAUCACACUACCACAGUUACCACCUCCUUUACCUGCAGAAGAGUCACCACCAGAUCUUGAAGCUGUCCUAGGCCCCGAACUCUCUGGCGCUGCUGAAAAGGCGAAGCGAAUUUACAUACCAAAGCACUUUCCCAGCUUCCCGGACACCUCGACUUGGAAGGCUUCAGAACUUAAAGUGCUCCGUGAAACGGAUCCACAAAAGCUACGCGAUAAAGCAAAUGAAGAAGGAAUACAAGCCGAAAGGGGUCUAAGAGAGCUUAUGGCUGUUACGAAAACAGCAAAGAAAAAAAGAACGAAGAGUAUCCGAGUUUUGGAACGGGAACGGAUAUGGGAAGACACUCUAGCGGCCGUGAAGGAAGAAGAUGAAAACAGGGUGAAUGAAAGAGACAAAGCGAAGGUGCAAGAAGAGGAGAUGAACUUUUCGUUUGAGUUCUCCUUCGACGGUGCAUCCGACCCUAAACCAGAGCCUCCUCCUCCUGCACCACCCAAACAGAAGGAGAGUUCAGAUGAGUUGAAGCUUAGUGGGCCUGUCAUGGUUAACUACGAGUCAAAAUACUGGAGAAAGUCAGCGCAACGAUUGAUAUGA